Messenger RNA from Colletotrichum lupini, 3579 nucleotides. RefSeq names its product pentatricopeptide repeat domain-containing protein. Bases 1 to 3579 code for a protein of 1192 amino acids. The transcript has a single exon. The record is from RefSeq and is a predicted model, not a curated record. Lineage: Eukaryota; Fungi; Ascomycota; Sordariomycetes; Glomerellales; Glomerellaceae. Gene Ontology annotation, molecular function: protein binding.
AUGCUGGAGAGAACGGCGGCGACCCUGGAAUCAUGCACCAGUCUUCAUGCUCUUCCAUCCGCCGUGCGACAACUUAGAAGCCAGCGCAGGUUGCACACCGGCUUCUGGCAGCAUGGCGCCGCGGCCAUAGAUAUCUCCAGCUACUUGCUGGCUGCGCGUUUCCAUGCUACCGAGCAACUCACCUACUCCGAUCCGCCGCCAACGCCUCCCGAAACCCUCGCCGCCUCGACCUUUCUUCUCGACUUUCUCUACCCCAGCGGAACCGCCUCCUUCUUACGCAGAGCCUCUCCAGGCCUUCCUCACGAUCACCUGGCGUCCAUUCGACGGCUUCCACGGCGGUCUAGACCAUUCACCUCUUCCACGGUUGCGACUUCCACAAAAGACUCUGACUCGCCAGGGGCAUUGUCAACGAACUGGGGAGAAGGAUCUGCUGUGCAAGACCAGCGGUACGAAUACCAGCAAGAUGUAGAUCCGGCCGAGGAAGACGAAGAAGAUGACUACGACAUAACCAGCUCGCAUGAUACGCAUAGCGGUCCGUCAUACGCCGGCGCCGGGUCGCGGCCGCAACUGAUGAGGGAGCUGAUGGCCGACAAAGACACGGAGUACUUUGGGUCCAUAUGGCAGCUCUACUCGCAGUUGGAGCCGAGUCUGCAACCAGAGUUUCGGCCCGAGAUCAUUGAAUACCUGUAUUGGUCCGCCAAUGUGAUCGAUGCGCGAAGGGUCGUUCUCUUGUUCCCCCAAAUCGACGACAGUCAGUGGACCACAUUGGCCUUGACAUCAGUUGUCACGGCAUAUCUACGCCUGGGUCGAGAGACCGAAGCGUUGCGGCUAUACCACACGGCGCUGGACGAAAAGGCUUUCGUGUGCGGUCUGGACGAGCUGCUGGGUCAUUUCUUUGCAAAGGGCGAUUGGAAAACCGUCAGUCGGGUUUGGUCAUCGUAUCACACGGUGUACCUCGCCAAAGGCAUCAACUGCGGAAAGUUGACGCAGCUUGCAGCAACUCCCAACCUCGGGGCCCUUGCCAUGAGCUUCGCCAAGGAGGUCGAGGCGCAAGAACCAGAAGUAGCGCAGAGACUCAGAAUCUUGCUCAACAAGGCGGUCAGGCGUGCAAUCCAGCAACCAUGCAAGCCCAAAGAAGCAUUGCCUCUGCUCAAACUCAUCGAAAAGGACCAGAGCAAGUGGUUCAACAUUUAUCUCUCGGAAGCCAUGGCACGAGGACAACAAGAGGGGUUGGCCAAGGUGUACCGUGUGUACCGGUCAUUUCCCAAGGUGAGACCACACUGGAGAAUUCUCCAUGGCAUGUUUGAUAUCUUUUACCCAGACAAUGUCGCGGGCCUCGAGCAGGUCUACGAAGACUACCAUACCAGCUACGGGGGACUGGACCGUUGGGGGUUCAGGAAGUUCCUCAAGUACUACGCAUCACGAGGCGACGUCAAGUCUCUGGAGCGUUUGUGGGACAACUAUGUCGGCGCCUACCGUCACCGCCACGUCCUUCGGGAGCCAGAAACAUUCAACUACGUCAUCAACGCCUAUGCGAACCUCCAGGACUACAAGAGCGCACGUCGAUUCUUUGACGAGAUGAUAGAAAAGCAUGGCGUGAUACCAAAUACUGAAAGCUGGAAUCAGCUUCUCAAGAGCGCCUGUGCGAACUACGACCUCGCCAUGUCAGUGUUUGAAGAGCUCUGCGAGAACGUAUCACCCGACAAGUAUUCUUUUGCUACCAUCAUGUCCACCUCUUCGACAGACGGAGACAUCGCAAAGACCUUGCAGCUUCUCGAGAAAGCGAAAUCGCUAGGCAUCGAGCCGGACGCCACCAUGCUUGAGAGGGUCAUCCGGGCCUACUCUUGGCAUGACCGGACGAGAGCCAUGUUGUCAGUUUGUCUCGAUGCGCACGCCAACAACGUUCCGGGCGACCACGGCAUCCUUUGGAACGCUCUUUUGCGGUCUCAAGCGAAUCGCCGCAAUCUGCCUGCUGUCGCUCGUGACUUGGAGGCCAUGGCGAAGCAAGGCGUCAAGUGGACGCCCAAAACCCAUACACAGCUGCUCCGCGCCUUGGUCCGCUGCGGGCAAACACAAAUGGCGUACAGGCUGCUGCGUUCGGCUGCCUUUGAGAAAUCGUUCAAAGUGGUUCCAGACCAUUUUGAGACCGUCGUGCAGGCUGCCCUGGACGAUCGCCAUUUGGGCCUAGCUCGCAAGGUGACGAAGCAGUUGCGACGAUACAAGACAAAGUCGGUCAAGGGUCGCAUUGCCCAGGCCCGGAUCAUGAUCAAGCAGCAGUUGUUUGCUUACAAUCAAGAUGAAAACAACGUUGACGGCAUGGAGGAGUUGAUGACAUAUAUUCGGGAGCUGGCCAACAAAGCGGACCAUGAACGGAGUGGCUCCUCGAUACGGCGCGCCGAUUCCUUGCACCGCCUGCGCGUUCUGCUUGAUGAGGCCAUCCGGCUCUUCGCUGCGUAUCGCGAUUACGACGCCGUCAGAGAACUCCAACAGCUACAGAGGGACAACACUGCAGCCACGACCAGUUCCGUCAACAAUGAAACUCCUGUCGAGUGGCUAUACUAUACGAUGAAGGAGGAUGCAUCCAACAAGAAGUACGAAGAGGCUCUGGCAACGUGGAGACAAAUAUAUGACAGGGUCUUGGCCAUUGCUCGUCCAGCCGAAUGGGGGGGUAAUCGGAGAGCGGUUCUGCCGCGGCACCGUUACCGUCUUUCCAAGCCGUUUGAGACCUUUACACAGGUAUGUGUGGAGCUACAGAGCAGGACGCGACUGAAGAGGGGCUUUGAGAAGCUACUUGUGUCGGGCUUCAUGUUGGAGCGCCGGGCCUUUAACCUUCUGGUCCAGGGCCUCGCCCGCACGGGAGCUUGGAUGGACGCCUGCAAGGUAUGCGAGGAGUACCUGAUGCUGAGAUGGACGGGCUGGCAGCAGAAUCGCAUACGCGCGCAAGUCAAGAGGAACCUACCGCUCGUGACGCGUCGCGUUCAGAGCUCGUCGCAAGUGCUACGCCCGACAUCGUACACCAUCAUCCUCCUAUCCAAGGAAUACUAUGAGCUGCGACGCACAGCCAUGUGGUCGGGCGAGGCGGCGCGCAAAUUCAACACCUUUAAGGAGCUGUGUCCGCGCCUGGAGGAUGCACUCAGGAGAAUGGUGUACACGGGCGUAGGUAUCGAAAAGGAGCUCUAUGGCACCCAAAAGAGGUUCGUGGAGGCGCGGGCCGAAGAGGUGCUCUCGGUAGUGGAUGAGGGAGGCACCCUUGGCUCGCAGACGGAGUCUCUGUCGUUUACCAUGGGCGGUGUCACGAUUGACGGUCUGCGGACCCGGAUGUUAUUGGUGCCCUCCCUUCCUCAGGAUCCAUCAUCGUCAGCGCAAGCGCCCGAGGCUUCACUGAUAAUCACGAGCGGAGUGACUAUCGACGGCCUGCGGACUCAGGGUUCGUCGUCGUCGGUGCCUCGCGUGGAAGAUGUUGGCUCUCAACCUGAGAGCACUUUGUCGGCGCAACAGCCUGAGCAUUCAUCAAUGACUACGGGUGGAAUUACUAUCGACGGCCUGCGGCCCCGGGGUUCGUCGGCAGUGUCCGACUGA